Messenger RNA from Guillardia theta CCMP2712, 721 nucleotides. RefSeq lists its product as hypothetical. NCBI's taxonomy places the organism in Eukaryota, Cryptophyceae, Pyrenomonadales, Geminigeraceae. The transcript has a single exon. Bases 25 to 477 code for a protein of 150 amino acids. The record is from RefSeq and is a predicted model, not a curated record.
CAGCGAAGCUCGGGCGACCAAAUCAUGCUUCACAAGGCAGCCCAGGUGGCUGAGAUGACCACGGCCUCGCUGGUCAUGCAGGAUGCCUGGGUGAUCGUCGCACCGGCUGAAGCUGCUGCUGAGGAGGAGGAAGGCCGAUGGGUCUUGACGAAGCCUGAGCUUGCUAUCCGCUUUCGAGUCCGAUCGGGGGAAGUAUGGGGGAUUUCUUCAGGCAUGCAGGAGCAGAUGCAGGCAACGAGCUCUUCGACUACCUAUUCUCGAGGACAUCUUUUCUUUGCUGUAAUGCCGCCUUCAGAGGGAAGAGGGCUAGACUCCGACGAUACAGCAAGGUUUGACAAGGAUGACGAUGACGAAGAAAGCGAAGAGCAGGCAGAGUGGAGCGAUCAACAGAAGUCGUCGAACAACCCGACAUCUUGGACAGAGGAUCUGCAACGUGCGUGUUACUCUUGCCUUCGGCUUCGUCUGUAUGACAUGUGAAAGGGAAUUGUUGUAGUUUAGGAUACAUCUUGCCCGGUGACUUGUGUAGGCUCAAUCGUUCAGCGUUUCUUCAACCAAUCUGACGGUCAUCUCCUCACCAUCUCACAAAGUUCUCUCAACUCCCAGGCUUAGUCGGAACCAGAAGAAAUUCAGUCGUGGUCCGAAUCUUCUUAUCUCACUGUGUCACUGUGCUUUCACUCUGAUGAAUUCUUAAAUAUUCGGCAAUAAACUCAGCCUGCCACUG